Molecule: messenger RNA, 1320 nt
Organism: Diaporthe citri
Lineage: Eukaryota; Fungi; Ascomycota; Sordariomycetes; Diaporthales; Diaporthaceae
Exons: 1
Coding region: 1-1320 (439 amino acids)
Source: RefSeq, a predicted model, not a curated record
AUGGUGGCCGGGACUGCGGAAUGCUCCUCCCCCAUUGAUCCGACGACCUCGCCUUCCCCUCGAUCCGUAAGCUCAGGCACCACGACGAAUCCCAAUACGCCCAGGCCAAAUCCAGAACCAGAUAUUGAAUAUGACGAACACGAAGCGCACACUCCUCGGCCGACAGGUCCUGACCAGUCCCCAAUAAGGCACGCAAAAGUCGAGAAUACACCUGCUGGUACUCACGCAUCCCCAUCUUCAUCACCGUCUCCUAAAAGUACCAGCUCUGGUGCGCCAUCUCUCGGGCACAUCGAACCAACGUGGCCCAAGAAGAUCGACCUGGCCAAGAUCGCUGCUCUCGCGUCAUGGGACAGAGACCAGAGCCUGCCCGGCCUGCUCUUCGACAUACACUGGGUGCCUUCAUCCAACAAAGCCUUCUUCGAACUACGCGCCUCGGUCCAACUCAAGCAUGCCCCGGGUCUUCGCCGUGACGGCAGGACCAACAUCUUCAUUCACAUCUACCCGGAACGCAUUCACCAGCUCUCUUUCGAAGCAGACCCCGCCGACAAGAUGUUGGGUCAUGACACCAUAGCACUGGUCUUCACCCUGUCCAGGCCGCCGGCUCUGGUGCUGCCACCCACGCAAUGCGAACCCAAAAACAAAGCAUCCGGGAACAUACUCACGUCUCUGUUCCACUUGGCCAAACAAACAUCCUGGACCGUGUAUGCUGCCGUUCCUCCACGGAGUUUGUCUGCUGCGCGAAUACAGAAGCUCUGCGCAGCCGUCUCAGAACCGUCAGCCGGUAGUAUCGCUGCGUUCACCAGUGCGGCGACUCUUUACCAGGGCCAAGGGGGCAAGAUAAUUGAGGGAGACACUCUGGCAUCUAGCACUGCCGGCAGCAGCGAUCCUGCUGGUCAUGAAGUGCACGACGAUCCUCCAAAAUACGAAGAGUCUGGCUCUGCCCCUGUCUACCCAGGCCUCGACAAAGGCAAAAAGCGUCUUCGUCGCAGCAGCAGUCCUUCGACAAUCCACGAGCAGAAGCUUCAAGAGCCGGCCGGCAUCGAAGCUCUCCUUAAUUCUCGCCUGUCGGCCCUUGAGCAACGUUUUGACGACGCGCUUGCCGCUCACAAAAAGGAGAUGGUGGAACUCGUUGGACAGGCCGAGGCACGCAUAAUGGACACGCUUCGCAAAGAAAUAGGCGAGCAGUCCUCUGAAUUAGAAGACUCGCUAGACAAAAGAGUCAAGGAUGAGAUGGCUGAGCUGGAGGAGACCGUGAUGCGGAACAUUAGCGAGGCGCCUUUGCAGGCCACUCUGACCUUCCCGCAACAUCCUUGGUAUUGA